AAAAAAGGAAAGCAAAUGUAUAGAUAAAAAUGAUAUAUGCCAGUUUUUUGUUGGAAACCAAACUGCCCUCUCAGUAUGUAAGUUUCUCUUUUAUGGCCCUCUUGAUUCAGCCAUUUUAAUAAAAUUCCCGUUCAUGCACACAUAGAAGUACACAGAUAUAAGAAGCUGUGACUUGUUUUAAUGCGUCGCAGACGCGGAAAGACCUUUUUUCUCUUUUCUUUUUUCAAGUAUGGACCAUAUCGCAGUGCUCAUUAACGAACAAAAAUACAUUGACUUGUUUGAGUACUGUCAACAGCUCGAGAUUCAAAGCGUUACAGAUGUAAAUGUUGACUUGCAAGUGGUGUAUCCCAUUUACUUGGCAAGUAGCGUGUUUAUCAAUGACUUCCAAGCUGCACGAUAUAUUAGAAAGCGUAUAAAGAAGCGUAAUAUAAAUACAGAACAAAUUGAAGCUAUUUGGAGAGUGAUUGCAGCCUUGAUAAAUAAGUCAUAUCCAGAAGCAUAUAAACAAAUGAAUUCUUUUGGGUGGACAGAAUGGAUGCAAAUAUUGGUGACAAGAAUAAAAGAGAAGCUAAGGAAUGAAAUGUUGUCGUUGAUACCCAAGGUUUAUAGUUCAAUUGACCUAUGCCAAGUGAGUAACCUGUUUGGGGUACAAGGAAACGAGCUUAUUACAGAGUUAACAAACAGGGGAUGGAAAUGUGAAGGGAAUAUGGUUUAUCCAGUAAAGCAAGUUUCAAUAUCAGUCCCAAAGAUAGCAAAUGAGAAUCAAUAUUCUAGAUUAGCAGAUAUUUUGAUUCAACUUGAAAAGUUUUAGCUCCUUAUUAAUAAACUCCUGCAGCUUGAGUGUUGUUUAUACCAAAUGAAGCAACCAUAGUGAUUACCCGAUCAGUAACAAGCAUAACUGUACGACCAAUGCGACAAUCAUAAGACCGAAAAAGGGAUCUGUAACAAUGAAAAGAGCGACAGUUGGGGGCGUACGUUUAUUACAAAAGAAUGAUUGAAUUCAAUCAAUCAAUUUCUUUUUUUUGGAUAUUAGGAAAAGGAUUAAAAAUAACUUUUUUGAGUGAAAUGCAAGCAAAAACAACAGC
Messenger RNA from Rhizopus microsporus ATCC 52813, 1085 nucleotides. RefSeq lists its product as uncharacterized. The coding region runs from base 230 to 811 and encodes 193 amino acids. The record is from RefSeq and is a predicted model, not a curated record. Gene Ontology annotation, cellular component: COP9 signalosome. NCBI's taxonomy places the organism in Eukaryota, Fungi, Mucoromycota, Mucoromycetes, Mucorales, Rhizopodaceae. The transcript is spliced from 5 exons. Gene Ontology annotation, biological process: protein deneddylation; COP9 signalosome assembly.